AUGGCUGGACACUCCAAGGUUGACGCGUUGCCUCCAUGGGGUAACGCUGUUGCAGGCGCUGCUGGUGCUGUUAUCGCGAACACGCUUGUGUACCCUCUAGACUUGAUCAAGACGCGACUCCAAGUCCAAAUCAAGCGCACCCAAACCUCAAACGACGCGAACCCCGCUGACGGCGAGCAUUACGAUGGCGCACUAGAUGCGUUACAGAAAGUAGUAGCAAAUGAGGGUAUCGCGGGACUCUACACUGGCAUGUUCGGCUCACUGCUUGGUGUCGCAUCUACCAAUUUUGCCUACUUUUACUGGUAUACUGUUGUUCGCAGUUUGUAUGUGGCCAACCGUAGUAUCACAGGGUCUCCUAGCACGGCGGCCGAACUGUCGUUGGGAGCCGUAGCUGGAGCGCUCGCCCAGCUCUUCACGAUUCCUGUGGCUGUCGUGACCACGCGACAACAGACCAUGGCAAAGGCGGAUCGCAAAGGCAUGAUGGCUACAGCCAUGGACGUUGUCAACAGCGAGGAUGGGUGGACAGGUCUCUGGCGAGGUCUGAGAGCAAGUCUGGUGCUUGUCAUCAACCCGUCCAUCACGUACGGCGCUUACCAGCGAUUGCGAGAGUCGCUGUACCCUGGUCAAAAGACACUAAAGCCUGCCCAAGCGUUCCUCCUUGGAUCGCUGUCGAAGACACUUGCCACAAUCGCUACACAGCCACUUAUCGUCGCCAAAGUCGGCCUUCAAUCGAAGCCACCACCAGUGAGGAAUGGCGUGCCAUUCAAAUCCUUCACAGAAGUCAUGCAAUACAUCAUCCAACACGAAGGCCCAUGGGGACUCUUCAAGGGCAUCGGACCCCAGAUCUUGAAGGGAUUGCUUGUGCAAGGGUUCCUCAUGAUGACCAAGGAGAGAAUUGAGCUCUCCUUCAUCCUCCUAUUCAGAUACUUCCGCCAGAUCCGUGCCGACAAGCUGCAGAAACUGGCAAACAUCGCCGCAGGGCAGGCCGGCAAAGCCGCCCCGAUUCUUGUUAAGUAA
Molecule: messenger RNA, 1017 nt
Organism: Dothidotthia symphoricarpi CBS 119687
Lineage: Eukaryota; Fungi; Ascomycota; Dothideomycetes; Pleosporales; Dothidotthiaceae
Product: peroxisomal membrane protein-like protein Pmp47
Exons: 4
Coding region: 1-1017 (338 amino acids)
Biological process (GO): transmembrane transport
Source: RefSeq, a predicted model, not a curated record